GGAAGUGACGUUCAUCCCGCCGCCGCACGCACAGAGCAACAAACCCAAGCUGUCGAACUGCACGCGAGAGCAACGUUUACUGUGAAAACAACAGCACACUCACAGCCCACAUCACAUCUGUGCUUUCAUACCGUGACGCGUUUGAGCACAUCUCGAGCAGAUACAGCGAUAGUAUCACAGAGAGAGCAGCAGAACUGCCGAAAUCCAUUGAACCCCGCGGUGAAGUCGGACACGCUGAUGGCGGCGACAGUGGAGGAUCUCUACCGUAACUACGGCAUCCUCGCCGACGCAAAAGAGGAUCUCAGCACGCACAAAGAUGCUUAUCAGGUCAUUCUGGACGGCGUUAAAGGAGGUGCAAAGGAGAAGCGACUGGCCGCACAGUUCAUUCCUAAAUUUUUCAGCAGUUUUCCAGAGCUGGCCGAUGCAGCCAUCAAUGCACAACUCGAUCUGUGUGAGGAUGAGGAUGUAUCCAUCCGAAGGCAGGCUAUCAAAGAGCUCCCCCGUUUCGCAUCAGGAGAGAAUUUACCCAGAGUCGCAGACAUCCUCACACAGCUGUUGCAGACAGAUGAUUCUGCUGAAUUCAAUCAAGUUAACACAGCUUUGAUCUCCAUAUUCAAAAUUGACGCAAAAGGAACUCUGGGAGGCUUGUUCAGUCAGAUCCUGCAGGGAGAAGAUAUUGUUCGAGAGAGAGCGAUUAAGUUUCUCUCUACUAAAUUGAAAAUGAUGCCAGAUGACACAAUGACAAAGGAGGUUGAGGAUUACAUCUUCAUAGAGACAAAAAAGGUGCUAGAGGAUGUGACGGGGGAGGAGUUUGUGCUUCUGAUGCGUAUCCUGUCCGGGCUGAAGAGCAUGCAGACCGUGAGCGGGCGGCAGCAGCUGGUGGAGCUGGUGGUGGAGCAGGCCUUCCUGGAGCAGGCGCUAAACCCUGCAGAUGCUGACAGCGUCGACCGGCUCUUACAGUGCACACGCCAGGCCUUGCCACUCUUUUCUGUGAGUGAAACCACAGCAACGAAAAAUGUGCAUUCUACUCGCUUUGUGACAUACUUCUGUGAAUUUGUUCUGCCCAACCUCAGUCUGCUCACCAGCCCUGUAGCCGAACUGGACAUCCAGCUUGAGGUACUAAAGUUGUUAGCAGAGAUGAGUCCGUAUUGUGGGGACAUGGACAAACUGGAGGUCAACCUCAAUAUGCUUUUUGAGAAGCUACUGGAGUUCAUGCCCCUGCCACCAGAGGAUGAGAAUGGAGAGAACGCUGCGAAUGAAGAGCCCAAACUACAAUUCAGCUACGUGGAGUGUCUGCUCUUUAGCUUCCACCAACUGGGCAAAAAGCUACCUGACUUCCUCAUCGACAAAAUCAGUGCAGAGAAGCUGAAGGACUUCAAGAUCAGGUUACAGUACUUUGCACGGGGGCUGCAAGUAUAUAUUCGACAACUGCGUGUUGCUUUGCAAGGCAAGACUGGAGAUGCACUGAAGACAGAGGAGAAUAAAAUCAAAGUUGUGGCUUUGAAGAUCACCAACAACAUAAAUGUUUUAAUCAAGGAUCUGUUUCAUAACCCUCCAUCCUAUAAAAGCACAGUCACUCUGUCCUGGAAACCGGUGCAGAAGAGCGAGGGGGCGGCAGCGGCAAUUGGCCAGAAGAGGCACUCUGGAGAAGACAUGGGGACAACAGCGACAACAAAGAAGCUUCCCACAACUUUGCCCAGGAGGGACGCCCGGCAAAUAUACAAUCCGCCCAGCGGGAAAUACAGUGCCAGCAUUGGGAACUUCACAUAUGAACAACGAGGAGGCUUCAGGGGCGGCAGAGGCCGGGGCUUCGGAGGAAGAGGGAACAGAAGCCGAGGCCGGAUUUAUUAAGAGGACUGCAUAUGUUUCUAUACCCAUGCAACUGCAUUACCACAACACAACAAUAUCUCUGCUGUGUUGACACUGUUUCUCCCCGCUCGCCCUUCCAGCGUCUCACAGACCUCCAUCCAUUCUGUUCCUCUCCACAUUGUUUUUUUAUUUUUUUUUCUUGGGUGUGUUUUUGAAAAUCCAUA
Rhinichthys klamathensis goyatoka is the source of this 2033-nucleotide messenger RNA. It is a transcript of the gene api5, whose product is annotated as apoptosis inhibitor 5. The record is from RefSeq and is a predicted model, not a curated record. The coding region runs from base 238 to 1851 and encodes 537 amino acids. Gene Ontology annotation, cellular component: nucleus. The transcript is spliced from 14 exons. Lineage: Eukaryota; Metazoa; Chordata; Actinopteri; Cypriniformes; Leuciscidae. Gene Ontology annotation, biological process: negative regulation of apoptotic process. Gene Ontology annotation, molecular function: RNA binding.